Molecule: messenger RNA, 2721 nt
Organism: Anolis sagrei ordinatus
Lineage: Eukaryota; Metazoa; Chordata; Lepidosauria; Squamata; Anolidae
Source: RefSeq, a predicted model, not a curated record
AUGACAAAGAUCAAGGUGGAAAACUUCCAUUAUUUCUGGAUUGAAGGAACGGCAGCUUCGGAUAUUAAAACAGCUACUGGGCAGAAGUGGCUUCUUAAGCCCCUCCUUAAAGGCACAGGCACCCUUUUAAUCCAGGCAGGGCUGGCUCUGCUCCCAAGCGGGCCCUCCUCCGACCUGAACCUCCUCCCAGGCGCCGGGGAUCCCUUUCUGACGCUCGCCCUCCUCCUGGCGACACGCGUUAAGCAGCUCCUGCUGCAUUCACACGUUACGCGCCUCCAUUCCCGGGUCAGGAGGUCUCGCGCCGCCUCCUUCACGCCCCCCUCCUUUGGGACCUCCCUUUGCACGUGUUUCCUUCCCUCCCGGGGAGCGGUCCGCGCUCAGUUGGGUCCAGGAGGAGGGCGACACGCGUGUACACAGCCAUGUCUGCCGACCCGGGUCGUGCGAACGGCGUUCCUGGGGUUCCUCCCAGCGAAUCGGACCCCCUGCGCCGCCGGAGGUACACGCAGGACAAUUUCGUUUGGCUUUAAGAAAUGGAAGAGCCACGUGACGGAGCGGCCCUGGGAAGACCGCUCCGAGAUUGUGAAGGAGCUCUACUCCGACCUCAACGUCGUCCGGAGCCCUUCAGGCUCCAUGCUGACAUUUGGGAACCUGCUCUACUUGCUGUUCUUUGGAUGGUGGCUGGCCUUGCUCUACCUCCUGGUCUCCCUCUUGAUGUUCCUGACGGUGCUGGGCGCUCCAUACGGAAAGCUUUGUUGGAAACUUGCAGGCUAUUUCCUUUGGCCUUUUGGGAAAGUGAUUCAGAAGACGAGGUCUUACAACCACAACUGCAAUGUGAAGUUCUGCAAGUACGACGUCAUUCCCGAAGGCAAGGAGGCCAACCCGCUCCUGACACGGCAGGAGGAACCGGUGAAGCCAGACCCCGACACUCACUGGCGCCGCCCCAGCACUGUGGUCUGGCUCCUCUCGGGCUACCCGUUCCUCUGCGUGGCCCACAGCCUGAUCUGCCUGGUCUCCUGGCUCCUGGUCUUCAACAUCCCCAUCGCCAAGAUGAAUGCGCGCGCCAUCGCCAGGGUCCUGCUCCUGCCCCCGGAGCGCGUCCACAUCCAGAGCCUCCGGAAGACUUCCGUGCUCCUGGAUGCCGAAGUGGUCCUUUGCUGCUACCGCGCUUGCAACGCUUAUUAUUACAAGUACGCCGUGGACGGGAUCAACGUCUUCGCCGUCAAUCUGCUUCCCUUGGUGAUUGUGACCCUGGCCCUGGGUUACGGAGACAAGCACAACUACCACACCAGCUCCGUCACCAAGUUCACCUUGGCCCUGCUCUCCAUCAUGCCGCUCUCCUACUACAUCGGGAUGGCCAUUGCCAGCAUCUCCGCCCAGAGCAACUUUGCGGUGGGCGCGGUGGUGAACGCCACCUUCGGCUCCAUCACGGAGCUGACCUUCUACAUCACGGCGCUCAUCAAAGGCUCCCGGGAGAAGAACAAGUGCUACGGGGAGAUCGUCAAGUCCGCCUUGACCGGCACCCUCCUGGGCUGCGUCCUCUUCAUCCCCGGGCUGUGCAUGGUCAUCGGAGGCAUCCGGCACCAAGAGCAGAGGUUCAACAGCCGGUCCGCUGGAGUCAGCUCUGCCCUGCUCUUCCUCUCCGUUGGAGAUAUAUAUGUAUGGUUUCUCUUGUUUCCCAUGAGGCCCCUGGUCUACACCGUCUCGCUGCUGCUUCCCGUGGCAUACAUCAUUGGGCUCGUCUUUGCCUUGAAGACGCACUCGCACAUCUACGACAUUCACGUCAGCGACUGCCACUUGCCGGGCCACCACCACAGCGCCGUGGUGCACUGGUCGCGCUGGAGGGCCAUGCUCAUCCUGCUUCUGGCCACGCUCUGCAUGUCUGCCUGCGCGGACCUGGCCACCGAACACAUCAGCCCCAUCCUGGAAAACUCGCCCGUGUCUCAGUAUUUCAUUGGCGUGACGGUGCUUGCGAUGGUCCCAGAGCUUCCGGAAAUCGUCAACGGGAUCCAGUUUGCGCUCCAGAACAAUCUCAGCUUAAGCAUCGAGAUUGGGAACAGCAUUGCCGUCCAGGUGUGCAUGCUGCAGAUCCCCAUCGUGGUGCUCUUCACCGUCUUCUAUCCGACGGAUUUCAUCUUGGUCUUCAGCGACCUCCACGUUUACGCCAGCAUUUUCAGCGUGGUCCUCAUGAAUUACAUCUUCAUGGAUGGCAAAUGUGACUACUUCCAAGGUACAGUGCUGGUGAUGGUCUACUUCAUCCUCAUGGCCGUGUACUACUUUGCUCCUUCUCCCGCCGGAUGCUGAAGUCUUCACUCCACCGGACUCUUCGUUGUCUUGCCUUCUUGUUUCGGAAAGGCAGCUGCCUCCUUGUAAGCCAAGGAAAUGUCAAUCUCUGGGAAUCUGGCUGGAUAUGGCUUCCUUUCUAAAUCCAGGGAGCCACCACCUGCAGACUCCUCCCAACGUUCAUCUCCUUUGGAUUGGGAGCUGACAAAGGUAUGCCGAGUCUCUUGGAAAUUACCAAGAAAAGGAUGAAAAGGACUCGGUUUUCCAAGAAGAUCCCAAUAAGAUAAGUUCUAUGACUUUGAAAAACUCUUGUUGGGAUUGUGUUGCGUCUUGUGUGACAUCCAGCCAUUGACGGCUGCCUCUGGUCCCUUUGCUGCUGAGAGACAGGAGCUCUCACUUGGCUUUAAAUGGAGCACAAUAAAAAAGUAGUCUUAUUUUGAA